Psilocybe cubensis is the source of this 4434-nucleotide messenger RNA. RefSeq lists its product as uncharacterized. The coding region runs from base 1 to 4434 and encodes 1477 amino acids. The record is from RefSeq and is a predicted model, not a curated record. Lineage: Eukaryota; Fungi; Basidiomycota; Agaricomycetes; Agaricales; Agrocybaceae. The transcript is spliced from 10 exons.
AUGGACAGGGGAGUACUUUCGUCCUGGAGGUUUAUGGGAACAAACAAUGACGAAGAGUCUUUCACAUCUCAGCUUCUUGCAGAUCCUGAAAUCCCAACUCUGUUUGAACUGGACGAUGGAGACGAUGAGGAUAUCAACUUGUAUGAGGAACUUGAUACAAGCUUCCACGAUCAACCCCGUCCAAGGGCAGAAGAUAAUGAUGGUAUCCCAUUCAAAGUUAUUAUUCAUACAUCCGGAGUACACUAUCUACCCGUUCGGACUUGUACUUGCCGAUCUGCCAUGCUGCCUUUGGAUUUGCAAUAUCUGGAAAUGGGUCUUUUUGCUACUAGUUUUCAGAAUAUCCGAACCUUGUUUACACUGGAAGUGCUGGAGGAUUUUAGGGUUACCAACCUUGAAUGCAAAACCUCGGGCUAUCAAUAUUAUCAAAAGCUCAGACGCAUUACCUCACCUUCAUUUCCCAAACAGGUUCUGAACCGCUAUCGGGAACUGAGAAGGCUUAGUCGCCAAUACAGAAACCUUAUAUUGCACAAAAUACACGGUCAAGGACACUCUGAACAGGCUCUAAAGGCUUAUAUGGAGUUGAAAUACCCACAACAAGGCUCCGAAAUGCAUCCCGAUCAGGAACCUUUCGGCUCAAUAACACCUCCGGAACCAGGGCAAACACGGAACAAUUCUUCGUCCCGACAAUCGGAACCAAAUGAAGAUUCCGAACGGAAUGAUACAACAUCCCGGUUGGAAGUUGAUCCAGGUGAUUCUGACCCAAAUAAUAUGUCACCUGAACCUCCGUCCAGAAACGAGCCAGAUAAAAGAGGGUCCUUGACAUUGUUCUGUCCAGCGUGUCCACAGCCAGGUGUUAACCUACCUGAUGACUGGGUUCUCGAAGCCGAUAGCUAUGUGGCAGAUGGAAACUUCAAAGCCGAUCAUUUGAAUCAAAAAAACGAGGGAGACGACGUCUGGCUCAGUGUUGGAGAAGGUUUUAUGACCGAUCCUGGGCCAUACAAGGAGCAUAUAAAGGAAGCUAUUUCUCUGGCACCACGUUAUAAACGGGAACCAACUUGUCACAACUACCAUGCACAAAAAGCAGAGAAUAGAGUUAGCCCUGGAAAACGCGUUAGAGGAAUAGGCGCCCAUGCGUGUGCAAGACAUGGAUGCUUUUGUCCUAACAGUGUUGUUGAUUUCGACAAAGGAGAGAAGCAAAUGCACAUGGAUUGGUCCUUAACACAGGCAAGGGAAACAACAAAUACUAAAGGCAUCACUAGGCAUCUGGAAAUUUACGAUAUCAACUGCCAAUAUUGUGUCAAUCUCAUGAAGCGUCUGACUGACUCUACAAAGAUGCACUGGCCCCCCUCUGUCAAAAUAACCUUUGCUAUUGGUCUUUUCCAUGUCCAUGGGCAUAAAUCUGAAUGCUUGUACAAUUAUGCCUCAACCUACAUUCCGGGCGUUGGAAUUAUUGAUGGAGAAAUAUUGGAACCUCUCUGGUCCGUCCUCAAUGAUACUUCCCGAAGUACUCGUUCGGCAACCACUGCACACCGCGCUGAAGUUCUGGAUGACCACAUGGGUGAUUCAAAUUGGAAAAAAACAAUAAACAUGGCUGCCACCAUAGCGGCCAAGUACAAGCGGGCCGGUGAACAGUCCGGUAUAACGGAAGCAUUCUACCGAAAUCUUACGGAACAACAACCUCCCGAGCUAGUUGACACAUGGGAGCAAGAAAUCAAACAGGCCGAGUUUGAUCGGGAUCAAGGAGUAUCCGAUGCUAUGAGUCAAGUAAUGGCAAGCAAAGUGAAAACUGCUGCCGGAAGACAAGAAAUUGAAUUACAUCUCUCAAAUAUGGAGCUGACUUCCUCGGGAGCUACAGGCAAAGCUGCUUGGAUUUCAUCUGGCUUGAAAUUGGAACAAGCUCAAUUAGAGCUAAGAAGCCAUGUUCGCAAACUUGGAACUCAUCCAUCCACAGCUCAACAGCUUGAUUUGGUUAAUAAACGUCGGUCAAUGCGAACACGAGUUGAGGCUUUCAGCCGUACUGCAUUGACAUUCUUGGGGGAAGAGGCUUUGGAGAGUAUUCAAGGAGUUAAUACCCCAGUUCUUGACGACGAAGUCAGCGAUGAUGAGAUAGCCGACAUCGGGAAUGUCAACAUCACCCGGGCGGAUCCGGAACGGCAACCUCUCCCGUUCCCGUCAGCACUGCUUGAUGAUUAUUUCCGAGAUCUUGAAGAAGGCAUGGCUCACCAACUUAAAGGGCUGCAAAAACUCGAGUUACGCAUUCGCCAGGGCCAUGCUGAAGAUUGCCUUGAGGCAGUUAGAUCAGCCCUGAUUCAGCUCUCGUGGCAAUAUAAAUAUCAAGUCCGCAUGGCAGAUUCGGUAUACACAGGCACCCGCGCAUGGGAUGGAGUCAAACUGUUGAAUGCAUCUUGGAAAUUGCACAAAAAGAUAUACAAUGCAAACCGAAUAGCAAUGAUUCGGAUUGCCGGUCAUUCCGAAGAGGAUAUUAUGCAGAUACGGAGGGAGUUUCCUGUUUUAUAUGACCAUGAUUGCAAGCACAGUGCGGCAAUUUCGGAUCCGAAUGUUCGGGGCGGCAGUUCCGACCGGCUUAGUUGGAUUUGGAGAUCCCGCCAGGGACUCAAUGCUGAUAACCAAUUAUAUGUAAACGAAUUCUUUCGUCUUAACUGGCUCAGAGCUCGGGCACAAAGAAACAGAUGGAAAGAAGAACUAUCCCUGACAAACAAAGAAAUGGAAUGGACAGUGAGAUUUUAUGUCCACAUGGCCAAGACUUGGAAGGAACGGCAUGAAAUUGUUCCGGACCGCUUGGCAGGUCAUAGGGCUUUCUGUCAGAAGCAGAUAGCAAUGUGGAAUGACUUGGGGCGGGCCGCCGAUGUCAAAUUCCGGAAGAUAAACGGCAAUUAUCCCUCCACCACCAUGAGCCUUCCUCGUAUCUUCAAUCCCCCUACUGAAGAUGAACACUAUCUUCUCAGCUACGAUGAAAGACGUGCUUUAGCAAAGCUGCAUGUUCAUUUGUGUGGUGCUCGGAUCCGAACUGGAUACCGAUUGUUACUUAGUUCGGCAUCAAGCGUGCCGCCGGACACUUUGGCAAGAUGGCUCUCAUUGUUGGAAAGAGAGGCAUGCUGGUCAGCAGAGGAAGAUAACGAUAUUUUAAAAUCAACAAAACCAUGGGGCUACUGGUGGGAACCUGGACAUAAAGCCGACGAAGAUUGGAAAGUCUCUGAUGUCACAAUUGAGUCUCAGGUCAGAGAGUUUUGGAAUAAGAUUGUUCUCCCGCGAUAUGCAGAAGAGCUCAAGUUGAGCAAGAAAGGUGGUCCAUCUGAGUCUGCGGCACAAACCCAUUCCGCCGCUCCGGCGGCAGCACAGCACUCCGAAAGGCCCACGCCGGGAGCCAAUUACCCCGAUCAACCUUUGGCGGAUGCCCCUCACCCCAUUUCGUCAAUUUCCUCAGCUUUAAACCGUCAAAAAAGCUCCGGAAGUUCCAAAAAAACAGCUCCACAAGGUUCAGCAUCAAAGGCAAGGGAUAGCUUUCCUUCAGGACCUCAGGCCUCCAAACAACCUUCUGGAAGCCGCUCCGCUGCCCCGCCGGUUGCCAAUACUCGGGAUCAUAUGUCUCCCAUUGCCAUCUCGGACCAUAGGCCUCCCUACUGCCCCAAAUGCGGGCAGCCAAUUUUUACACGUGUUAUGAGAUCUUUGGCCAAUCUUCGUCUUAACCUUGCAGAUAUGAGGAAAACUGCUGAUGAAGCCGUAGCCCACUUUUCUGACCUGGUGGGCCGAUAUUCAAUCAUAGAAAACAUAGCUUACGAGUAUGGGAGGCCUCCUUUUGAGAAUAACUUUUCACUCCCCGACGAAUACAAGCUUCAGCAUCCAGAACACCCAAAAUCUGAUGGCUGGAACGCUCGUCUAUCCGAAAUGCAAUACAAUGCUCUUUCUCAAAUGAAUGAUGCCUCAUUCUGUAUUAAUGGCAUCUUUUAUUCAUUUGUCGCCUUGAAAGAGCUUCCUUUCCACCCCCCUUGGCUGUAUUCUACACCAAUAUCGAGGGUUGUCAACGUUCAAACGGCUCCGGAGACUGCCGCCGAAUCAUCGGAUCCAAACGUCAUCCCGGUCAAACCUUUUGCCGUUUCGGCUUCCAGUUCUUCCACAAACGAGGUAUUUGUUCUGGAUCCACGCGCAUCCUUGAACAAUUAUAGAGAAAAUAAUGACGACUGUGCGUCUUCCUCUUCUUCUGGCACAUCUGUUCCUGCAGAUUAUUUAGAACAAUUGGCAGAACAAAUUGAAGAUGAAGAAGAUUUUGAAGAGUUCUCGGACGUCAUGGAAGAUUCAGAAGUUUCUGAUGAUGAAACACAAUCUCAUAAUGACUGGAGCUAUGAAGAUGAAGAUCAAGAUGAUGAUCAAGACAGUAGUUACAAUUUAGAUAACAAUUUCAAUACUUCGCAAUGA